AUGACAAACCCAGCCAAAGAGUGCGAAAUUCUCAAGUUCAGUCUAAAGCAACAAGGCACCCAGUUCCUAUAUAUAUAUUAUCAAGAUGUUCAGAACACCCAGAACGUCAUAUUAUUAGUAACCUCGGUUCCACAUCACAGCCUUCCCAUUGCCUCUGAUAUGCGUGGCUCGGCCAAUACCGGACCGAAUAGGCUGUCUGGACGAAUCACAGCGAUGAUUGAUUGCCCACCGCCAAGAAAUAUCGGGCCGGAGCCCACCCAGUGCCAAGCCCUCGCCUUAGGUAUGCUCAUUUGGGGGGCGAGGUGA
Molecule: messenger RNA, 306 nt
Organism: Penicillium verrucosum
Lineage: Eukaryota; Fungi; Ascomycota; Eurotiomycetes; Eurotiales; Aspergillaceae
Exons: 2
Coding region: 1-306 (101 amino acids)
Source: RefSeq, a predicted model, not a curated record